UUUCGAGUUCAAUGGCAGCUGAAACCCUCUAUACACCUCCUGCAUCCGUUGACGUACGCGUCAGCACCCUCCCUUAAUUCUCCUGCCUGCAGCACCUGUCACACGUCAUCAUUUGUGUCCCUCCGACUCUGACUUCUCUUCGCCUCUGCCCACUCCCGCAGUGCAUGCGAGUGUCGCCAAAGCGCAAACUCCCCCGAUCACCCGGGCUCUCCGUCGGCUCUCGUUCCUUUUCUGGCCCGUUACCAUGUCUGCCCUCCAUACGGCACCAGCUGGUUUCUUCGAGCUGCAGAGGCCCGGUUCUUGGAGGCCAACACGUCCCUCAACGAGGCCCAACCAUGCGGGUGCAGACGGCGUGGUUGCGGAUAGCGAUGCGUCGGCAGCACAACCCCAAGACCCAGUCGGUCGUGAGGAGGAACUCGGGGACGAGGAUAUCGAUGAUUCGGUAAAGGAGGACAUGCAAAAACUCGAGGACACAUUCCCGGGGAUCUCAGACCGGUUUCGACUGGUCAAUAGGAUUGGCGAAGGGACAUUUUCCACCGUGUAUAAGGCGGAAGAUUUGCUAUAUGACCAUUACAGGAACGACUGGGACAUGUUCCAAGACAGCCACAAUGACUCCUGGGCGAGUCCGCCGUCAAAACGGCGGCGGUUGGAAAAUGAGAGUGGCCGACCAUUACCCCCCAAACGAAGGAAGCCCCGAUACGUGGCGCUGAAAAAAAUUUACGUGACAAGCAGUCCUCUUCGCAUUCAAAAUGAACUUGAACUACUACAUGAUUUACGUGGAUGCCGAUCCGUAUGUCCCUUAAUCACUGCCUUCCGGUACCAAGAUCAGGUCGUGGCUGUCUUGCCCUUCUUCCCUCAUACGGACUUUCGGAUUCAAUAUCGCACUUUUAUGGUUGCAGAUAUGCGACAUUACUUCAGGUCAUUGUUCACCGCACUACAUUCGGUUCACAAGCAUAAUAUUCUCCACCGAGACAUAAAACCGACAAACUUUCUCUAUAAUCCAGAACUCCGGGAAGGCGUUCUAGUUGACUUUGGUCUGGCGGAACGCGAGGGAGCUGAGUAUACUGGCACUUGUCUGUGCGCUAACCCGGGCUAUGUGCGCCGCAGUCGCUUACUGCAAAGUUAUUAUUACACCCAUUGUUCGAUGACUACGCCGUCCGCAGGACAUCCAAAAAAUGACUCUAGGCCGUCAAAACGGGCCAAUCGAGCGGGAACCCGAGGCUUUCGUGCACCAGAGGUUCUCUUCAAGUGCACGUCUCAAACAACCAAGAUCGACAUGUGGUCCGCCGGGGUUAUUCUUCUAACCUUACUUGGGCGUCGGUUCCCAUUCUUCAAUUCGGCCGAUGACGUUGACGCAAUGAUAGAAAUGGCAAGUAUUUUUGGCACGCGUCGCAUGAAAACUGCAGCUGUCAUGCAUGGUCAAAUCUUUGAAACAAAUAUCCCGACCAUCGGGGAGAAAGGAUACAGUUGGGAGAAGCUCGUAAAGUGGGCCAGCUGUGUGGAAGAGUUGACAGAGAGCGAGAAACAGGCUACGCGUCUUCUGGCUGGUCUCAUGGAACUGGAUCCUUAUAAACGUAUGAGCGCUAAAGAGGCCCUGCAACACGAGUUCUUCACUGAGCCCAUAGACCACGAUGUGGAGUGGGGGGGAAAUCCUGAAGACAGCGCAGACACUGGGGAGGAUGGGGAAGGGGACAGAGAAGAGGAGGAAGCAGACGAGGUGGCCAUGGUUUAGAAAACAAAUCUCAGUUUAUG
Messenger RNA from Aspergillus steynii IBT 23096, 1752 nucleotides. Its product is annotated as serine/threonine protein kinase CDC7. The record is from RefSeq and is a predicted model, not a curated record. The coding region runs from base 245 to 1732 and encodes 495 amino acids. Gene Ontology annotation, molecular function: protein serine/threonine kinase activity; ATP binding. NCBI's taxonomy places the organism in Eukaryota, Fungi, Ascomycota, Eurotiomycetes, Eurotiales, Aspergillaceae. The transcript has 4 exons. Gene Ontology annotation, biological process: mitotic DNA damage checkpoint signaling; protein phosphorylation. Gene Ontology annotation, cellular component: nucleus.